Messenger RNA from Symbiodinium sp. CCMP2456, 1334 nucleotides. The record is from the annotation of a GenBank genome assembly. Lineage: Eukaryota; Dinophyceae; Suessiales; Symbiodiniaceae.
GCGCUGCUCCGCUUCCAGUCGUGAGGGAGCUGCUUCGCAGGAUACGGCGUAGCCGGAUGCAUCCGGACGCCGUGACGUGGACGGCCCUCAUCGCCGGGUCUGGCCGGCUGGCUUUGUGGUUGCAGGCCGCAAGACUCUUGAAGAAGAUGCGACGCUGGAGUGUCCGUGCCAAUGCCUACUCUUACAGCGCGGCUAUGGCCGCGUGUCGGCAUCGAGACUGGCAGCUGGCUGUGGAUCUGAUCCGAGAGCUGAAGGUGCAGCACCUCCUCCUCUCCGAAACCGCGGCUCUAACAUCCAUAUCUGCUUGCGAGGCAGAGGGCGGCUGGCCCUCCGCACUUUCGCUUGCGCUGGGUCAACAGCUUCAUGCCACGACGGCGAUGAUUUCAGCAGUAGGAGGCGUAGGCCACUGGACCAAAGCUCUCGUCCUUCUGGAGGCAGCUCGCCGAGCUUUGCUUCGGGAGGACACUACCAGGUGCAACGCCGCGAUGGGAGGGUGCAGCCGGUGCUCCCACUGGGACGAGGCGCUCCGAAUAUUCGAACGGAUGUUGGCAUCCGCAGGGGCCGUGCAGCCAAACGCCGUGUCAAAGAUAUCAGCGUUGAUUGCAUGCGCGAACGGGGGACUCUGGCAAGGUGCCGUGUCAUAUCUUCUCUCCUUGGAGAAGGCAGAGGCCGUGGCCUACUUCGCUGCGGCAGCUGCCUGCGCGAGAGCUCGGGCUUGGCGCUGGGCCCUGGUGAUUGUCGACAGGAUGCUCUCCGACGGCUCAGCCAUUUCGGCGGAAACCUUCCAUGCGGCCAUCAGCGCAUGUGAGAAGGGCGGCGGCCUCUGGCAAUGGGCCCUUCAGCUACUCCGAAGCCUCCGUGGGUCGCGAUUUCUGCCAAGCACGAUCGCGCUGAACUCUGCAUUGAGUUGCUGUGAGAAGGCGGGUCAAUGGCAGCGCGCUUUGCACCUGCUUUCUCUGCUACAGGGAGGCGGAGAUGGUGUGCAGACCGCGGCUGGGUUGGAGGCGGGUGUCAUCGGCUACAACGCGGCCAUCUCUGCCUGUGGUGGUCGUUGGCAACUGGCUGUGAGUGUCCUUGCCUCGCUGUGUGAUGCUGGGAGCACGCCCGAUGCUUUCUCUUUCAAUGCCCUCGUCAGCUCUCACGAUCGGGCUGGCCUCUGGCGUGGUGCUUUGGAGAUGCUUGGGGCCAUGAGAGGACGCCUCUUGGAGGCGGAAACGAUGGGCUUCAAUGCAGCUCUGGGAGCCGGGCGGAGUUCGAAAGGUUGGGCCACGACGCUGCGCCUGCUCUCAGAUGCGGCAGCUCCAGAUCACCGCAGAUGUGAUCUCGGUAAGUAA